Molecule: messenger RNA, 333 nt
Organism: Staurois parvus
Lineage: Eukaryota; Metazoa; Chordata; Amphibia; Anura; Ranidae
Source: the annotation of a GenBank genome assembly
UCACACCGGUCCCGGCCGGAGAUUUCCCACUGGCACCGGUGGUCUCUGAGGAACAAUGAAAGGGGAGAGCACCAACAUCAUGCUUUGUAUUGCUCUGCAUAGCAGACUAAUACAAAGCAGCAUGUUUCCCUAGUAAAACAUGCACAGUACACACAGUAAAACAGCACACAGUUAACCCUUUAAACACCCCAGAUGUUAACCACUUCCUGCCCAGUGUCAUUAGUACAGUGCCAGUGCCUUUUAUUAGCACUGAUCACUGUAUUAGUGUCAUUGGGAUGUCAGUGGCAGUCAGUUCCUCCCCCAGUGUCAGAAUGCCCGCCGCAGUCCCACUAU